This is a messenger RNA of Anas platyrhynchos (mallard), 4446 nucleotides long. RefSeq names its product DEAD-box helicase 28 (gene DDX28). Gene Ontology annotation, molecular function: ATP binding; nucleic acid binding; RNA helicase activity. The record is from RefSeq and is a predicted model, not a curated record. Lineage: Eukaryota; Metazoa; Chordata; Aves; Anseriformes; Anatidae.
GGCGCGGCGGGGCAGCGGCUGCCCGGGCGGCGGUGGGCUCAGCAGCCCCCGGAGCAUGUGGUGCGCAUCCCCUGGGCCCUGCGGCAGCGCCUGGAGAAGCGGCGGAAGGCAAGGCGGCCCGGGGAGGCGGCGGUGCCCUCCGGUAAGCUGCUGCUGCGCAGCCGGCGGCCGGAGCUGAGCCAGCCCCGCUGGCAGAUCGUGGGGCGCUGGGAGCGGCCGCGGCUGGUGUCGGCGGGCUGGAAGCACCGAGAGGCGUGCGGGGAUUACUUCCAGCUGGAGCCUUCUCAGGAGGCUGCCCCCGCUUUGAAGGCUCCGCCGGCUCCUCAGGGCCAGUCCUUCGCCGAGCUGGGGCUGCAGCCGGUGCUGCUGGCCGCCCUGCAGCGCCUGGAGGUCGGCCGCCCCACGGCGGUGCAGCGUCUCGCCAUCCCCGCCCUGCUCCGCGGCCGCAGCGCCCUGUGCGCCGCCGAGACGGGCAGCGGCAAGACGCUGGCUUACCUGCUGCCGCUGCUCGACCGCCUGCUCGCCCGGCCCGAGGAGAAAGAGGAGGAGAAAGAGGAGGAGAAAAAGCUGGCGGCGCCCCGCGGGCUGGUGGUGGUGCCGUCGCGGGAGCUGGCGGCGCAGGUGGGCGCGGUGGCGGCGGCGCUGUGCCGGCCGGCGGGGCUGCGGCUGCGGGGGCUGACGGGCGGCGGCGCCUCGGGAGGGCUGAGGCGGCAGCUGAGGGGGCCGGGGGUCGCCGUGCUGCUGGGCACCCCCGGGGCGCUGCGGGAUGCGCUGCGGAGGAGGUUCCUGAGCCUCGGGAGGCUGCGGUGGAUGGUGCUGGACGAGGCGGACACGCUGAUGGACGAGUCCUUCGCGGCGCCCAUCGAGGAGAUCCUGGCGCACGCCCCGCUCGCUGCUGGGGCCCCUGGGCCGGCUGGGCCCCGUGAGGAGGGGACGCAGAUGGUGGUGGUGGGAGCCACCUUCCCCGCUGGGCUGAGCGAGGUGCUGGGGAGGUUCGUCGAUGUGGGCCGCUUCGCCAGCCUGGCCACCCAGGGCCUGCACCGCCUGCCGCCCCACAUCCAGCAGAAAUUCGUCCGGCUGAAGGGCCAGGACAAGCUGCCUGAACUCCUGCAGCUCCUCAAGGACCACCCGGCGUCCGGUGGGGCCGUCAUCAUCUUCUGCAACAGCGCCAGCACCGUCAACUGGCUGGGCUACAUCCUGGAUGACCACAAAAUCAAGCACCUGAGGUUGCAGGGGCAGAUGUCAGCCGUUGCCAGAGCCGGCAUCUUUGCCUCCUUUCAGAAGGGUGACGUUUCUGUCCUUGUCUGCACUGACCUGGCCUCCCGGGGGCUGGACACCAGCAGCGUGCAGCUAGUGGUCAACUACGACUUCCCAGACACUCUGCAGGACUACCUGCACCGCGUGGGGCGGGUUGGACGCGUCGGAAGCAAGACCCCUGGAGCUGUGGUUAGCUUUGUCACCCAUAAGUGGGAUGUGGACCUGGUGCGGAAAAUCGAGACUGCAGCCCGGAAAAGGACAGGUCUCCCAGGCAUGGACUCCUCUAUUAAUGAGCCUCCGCCUAAAGCAGAUUGAUUUGUGUUGCCAGGCAGUAAUAAAUGGCCUGGCAGGGUCUAAGCUUGAAGCCAUUAAGGCAGAGCAUAUGAGCUCAAGUGUGUGAGCUCCACUGAAACAGUAUAGAAUUGAGGUUCAUAACCAGGUGAUGGGGUUAAUUUUGUGCACUGUUCUGGAAGCUGCGAUAAUCACUUCCAAAGGCGUCACAACUCACAGCUUCCCAAAAGGAGGUUAAUAAGUGAAUAAUAAAAUGCCUUUGGAGAAGACCCAAGAAUUCUGUCAUCUGUUGCAUUUGCUUAAUUGUGUUGAGACUUUUAACUUAAAUUCAAAUCAGAGUGAAUGUAUGCCUUCCCACCAACAGCAGUUAAACAGUAUUAUUCAAUUUUAAGAAUGUCUACUGGCAGAAGAAAAAAAAAGAAUGUUUUCCUAACUUUGUUGUAACUUUGACCCAAUUUUAGCCAUGUGUGGAAAGACUAAAUGGUAAAUCACAUUAAACUUUCUUGUAGCAUUUGAUUCAGAGAAUUCUAGACCAAAUAUCUGUAAAGACAGGUGGGAGUGAGAAGGUACGAUAAAACUCAAGGCUUUUUCAAGCUUUUAUUUAUCAUCUUACAGUUGCCUUUCAGUGGGAACAGACAUCUGUGCUGUUUCAUUGUAUUAAAGAAAAAAGCAUCAUGUUUUCUGCUUGUUUUUCAUGCGGGCUCUAGUGAUGUCUGCUGUCUGUACUGCAUUAAAAAGAAAAAGUAAAUGUCUCCUGUGGCAAGGAAAGAAAGUGUUUUGACUCACAAGUUCUAUCAUAACAGAACAGGUGCAUAAGGUUUCUUUUGAGUAUCAUGUCAUUGUUCUCUUCUGCUUUAAAGCAAAAGGAUUAAAAUGAGGCUGAGGUUAUUCCAUAUCUAGCUGCUAGCUGGUAUCCAUGGUAAAUAAUCACACAAAAAGAGUAUUUUAGCUCUGAUUUAUGUUGCGGUGACUUAUCACAGCUUCUUCUUUUACUGGAUGUUUUUUCCUCACACCGUCCACUUUUUCAACCUGUGCUAAAACUCAGUAUGCAGGAAUAGAAAGCUGUUAGAAGAUUGCAGCAGAAUAUCUCUAAAUCAUUGGUUUCAAAGCAAAUAAGGCACUGGAGCUACUUGCAUUGUGAGUAGGAGAGUAAAAAGCAUAGAAACAAAACUAGAAAUUGUGCGCAUGUAUUCUGUUCAAUUCCACAGCUAAAGGGCUCUUAGGAGAAGUUACAAACUAUAGUAAAGUUACUUUAUUCAGUGGAAAGCUUUCAACUUUCUAAAUUAGGUGUAAAAACAUUCAUAUUUUUGACCCAUUCAUUGCAUAGACUACUUGCCUAAUAUCUGAAGUUCAUUCAAUUGCAAAUCAUGCAUUUCAUGCAACCACAAGCAGAAGUAUACUUAGUAUGAGCAGUAAGGUAAAUACUUAAACAGAAAUUUAGGGGUAGUGUGUAGUAUAAUUUACAGAAAAUCCUAUUUCCAUUUGAUGCAUCUAGGCUUUAUGAGAUUUUCUGAACUGGUGAGAAAUAGCUAAAUAGCUUCCUUCAACUGUGGACACAAUAGUUAUCUUAAAUGAAGUAAACUGUAUUAAACUCCAAGGGUAAAAAAAAAAAAAAAAAAAAAAAAGUAAUAUUUGCUUGCUUGCUUUCAGGCUGACUGCAUUUCAAGUGUCAUAUAAUAUGAAUUUGAUGUAAGACAAGGCAGUUUUCAAAUCCAUAGUACCUCACCAUUUUAGCAUAAAUACCGAGUUACUAUCUAUUCCAUUGAGUGUCUUCCUCUUAUCAGGCAGCUGGUGAUGCCAACUGUGAUUCUCUGUUCAAUACACAGAGUUGCCCUUUUAAGUUGGAGUGAAGUUUUUUGCUUAGGAGUUUGGGUGUCAGACUCCCUGGACCCAUGUUCUCACAAAUACACAAGACUAAAUCAAACAAUUAGGGCUAAAUUUUCGUAACUGUUGUAGAUAUGUGCUAUAAUUCUUUAGCUGGAAACUGUUAGUAGCAGAGCAAAUAGUGUGACUGAUUUUAAGUCAUGCAGCCUUUUUGGAGUUUAUGUUUGAUUCCUGCAGGAAAACAGUUCCGAAGAAGUUAAAUGAUGUCACGUAAACAUAACCUCUGACUCAGGAUCCACAGUCAAAACUGUCUGGCAAUGUUCAUUCAUAAUUAAUGCAUCCACUUAUUUUUUAUUGGUAACUAAGUGGCACUGGUGAUAAGAAAGUAUAUUUUUUCCUGAGUUAAAAUGUGGGAAAGGAAGAUGGGAGGAAGGUUGAUUUCUGAUCAAUUCACCAUAAAAUCAGCUUAUAAAAGCUAAUGGUAGUAUUACUGAGGUAUUAAAUAUACAUGUUAAAAAAUGAAUGAUCGGUGUACUAUAUAUGUUAUAAAAAAUUAAUUAUAUAUCCUCUAAUGGCCAUAACAAAAGACAUUGAAGAUGUUCUACAAGGUUACAUUUGCAUAUUCUUGUUAAGGUUUUUAGAUGUAUAAUUUUAGGGUAACUUCUAUAACCCACUUUUAAAAAUUCUGCAACAGUCUGUGAAUCUGGAAUAUUAUUACAGUGAGUCCCAUGCCAGGUCAUUCUGGAUUGAAGCACACAAUAGAAAAUCAAAUUAAACAACACAGUGAAAUUAUAAAGGUCUUUCAGCUAUAUGCUUCUUAAAUUUGGAGUAACAUGCACUUUAUAUAUUUACAAGCAGUAACUUUAAACUCAGCGCAAAUGCUCUGAACUGAUUGUUGCUAGGGCACUGUUGAUCAAAACAGUUUAUCAAAAAAAUAAAAGACAUUUUGACAUUUGUAUACUAAAGUGGCCAAUAAAAAGCUUUGGGUAGAUAUGCUCAGAGAACACAAACAUUUACCAAUAAAGCCUUUUGUAAACAUUACUUUCAAAUAAAACUGCAGUUCUUUUAAGCGUA